Molecule: messenger RNA, 916 nt
Organism: Carlito syrichta (Philippine tarsier)
Lineage: Eukaryota; Metazoa; Chordata; Mammalia; Primates; Tarsiidae
Gene: RGMA
Product: repulsive guidance molecule family member a
Exons: 1
Biological process (GO): BMP signaling pathway
Cellular component (GO): plasma membrane
Molecular function (GO): coreceptor activity
Source: RefSeq, a predicted model, not a curated record
CCCCGGCAGCUCACCAUCAUCUUCAAGAACUUCCAGGAGUGCGUGGACCAGAAGGUGUACCAGGCUGAAAUGGACGAGCUCCCGGCCGCCUUCGCCGACGGCUCUAAGAAUGGCGGGGACAAGCAUGGGGCCAACAGCCUGAAGAUCACCGAGAAGGUGUCAGGCCAGCACGUGGAGAUCCAGGCCAAGUACAUCGGCACCACCAUCGUGGUGCGCCAGGUGGGCCGCUACCUGACCUUCGCGGUUCGCAUGCCCGAGGAGGUGGUCAACGCUGUGGAGGACCGGGACAGCCAGGGUCUCUACCUCUGCCUGCGGGGCUGCCCCCUGAACCAGCAGAUCGACUUCCAGACCUUCCACCCCAAUGCUGAGGGCCCCGGCGCCCACAGGCUGGUGGCCGCCAGCCCCAUGCCCACGGCCCCUGAGACCUUCCCGUAUGAGACGGCUGUGGCCAAGUGCAAGGAGAAGCUGCCCGUGGAGGACCUGUACUACCAGGCCUGCGUCUUCGACCUCCUCACCACGGGGGACGUGAACUUCACCCUGGCCGCCUACUAUGCCCUGGAGGACGUCAAGAUGCUCCACUCCAACAAAGACAAACUGCAUCUGUACGAAAGGACUCGGGAGCUGCCGGGCGGGGUGGCCACCGCGGGGCUGCCCCCAGCCCCCCGGCCCCUCCUGGGCACCCUAGUCCUACUCCUCGCCCUGUUCCCUGUGUUCUGCUAGGCUGUCGACACGUAGGAUGUAGAGGGAGGCGCGACCCCUGUCCCCAGCCUGCGAACAUCUGCCCCUGGGCUUCUCUGAGGCUGGGGACACCCCUGAGGGUGCAGAUCGCCUGGCGCAGUCCCUGUGGCUCAGCAGCCUCUGCAGGAGUCGCCAUGGGCCCUGGCGAGGGCUCAGGCGCGGGCCCCCUCCCCCUCCC